CCAGAUUCAUUGAGAAAAGCAGUAACAAAUCCAAUUUUUCCAAGAUGAAAUCAUUAGCAACUUUGGUAGCAGUUUUGUCAGUUGUUUCUGCUGUUUCAGCUCGAGAUAUCUCUCGAGUUGUUGGUGGAACUGAAGCAGCUGAAGGGGCACAUCCACAUCAAGUCUCUUUAAGACGAGGAAAUUCGCAUUUCUGUGGUGGAGUUAUUCUAAAUAGCUAUUGGAUUGUUACUGCUGCUCACUGCCUUGUUUACACUUCACCAUCAUCUGUAAGUGUAGUGGUAGGCACAAACAGCCUCUCAAAAGGUGGAGAAUACUAUAAAGCUCAAGUUCUGAUGGUCCACGAGAAAUAUGACAGUUCUAAAUUCUUGAAUGAUAUUGGUCUCAUUAAAGUAUCCGAAGAAAUAGUAUUUACUGAGAAAAUUCAACCCAUUUCUCUUCCCAAAGUUGAUGAUACGUUCAAAGAAUAUCCUGUCAAAUUGUCUGGAUGGGGAUCAAUCUAUGUUGGCAGUUCACUUCCUGAUAAAUUACAGGAAAUCGAUUUGAUGGUUAUCACUCAUGAAAAAUGUUUAAACUACCAUCCAGCAUAUAUCACUAAAUCACAUGUUUGCACUUUGACCAAAGUUGGAGAAGGUGCUUGCCACGGUGACUCUGGUGGUCCACUUAGUGCUGAUGGCGUUCUUGUUGGUUUGGUUUCCUUUGGAAGACCCUGUGCUCGUGGAUUUCCCGAUGUUUAUACUCGGGUUUCAGCUUUUGUUGACUGGAUUGAAGAUACCAUGGCUAAAACUGACAUGAUAAUCAGCCAAUUGCAACAUUUUAAUAGAAGCUCAAUAAUGUUCCUUUUAAAUUCUUUAUUUUUAUUUCUUAUUGCUAUAAAUGGCAAUGAAGCAGCAAAUAUAGCACGUGUUGUUGGUGGUAGAGAUGCACCAGAGCAUAAAUAUCCUUAUCAAGUUUCUCUCAGCCGUAUGAUUUUUGGCGAAUAUGACCAUUUCUGUGGUGGGUCUAUAAUACAUAAAAAUUGGAUCCUUACUGCUGGUCAUUGCGUAGAAGGCGGUCUAGAUAAUUUUAUAAUUAAAGCUGGCAUCAACCGACUCAAUCAGCAAGGAGAUAUAUAUAAUAUCUGGUUCAGUGUUAUUCCUGAUAGUUAUGUAAACUUUUUCCAUGAUGACAUUGCUUUAAUUCGAGUACGAGAAGAUAUAGUAUUCUCAGAUUAUGUUAAGCCAAUUGCUUUAGCACGAGAUGAUCUACAAACAGACUUUACUUGGGCUAUAUUUUCUGGAUGGGGUAGUACUUAUCUGGGAGGACCAUCACCCAACAAUCUUCAAGAAAUCGAUAUGAUGAUAAUUUCCAAUGACAUUUGCAGAAAAGAAAAGACUACAAUUACUGCAAAUCAUAUUUGUACUUUGAGUAAACCACUUCAAGGCAAUUGUCAUGGCGAUUCUGGAGGACCUCUUGUAUUAAAUGGCUUUCAAGUUGGUAUUGCUUCAUAUGUCACUCCAUGUGCUGUUGGUAAUCCAGAUGCUUAUACUCGAGUCUCUAAAUAUGUUGGCUGGAUUCAUUAUAUCAUGGAAAAAUAUCAGUCACCUGUAUUUAGAAGUUCACAUUUUAACAAACUUCUAGAUGAUUAAAACAUCAUUUCAAGUAAUAUUUUGGUACUUAAGAACCAAAUGUGAUAUUCAGUAAUAAAUAAAAAAUUGUGAUGAUAAUUUAACAUUUUAGAAAAUAAAAAAUAAUUAAUGUAAAUAGAAAAUUAUGAAACAUUGCU
Molecule: messenger RNA, 1762 nt
Organism: Chelonus insularis
Lineage: Eukaryota; Metazoa; Arthropoda; Insecta; Hymenoptera; Braconidae
Product: transmembrane protease serine 9-like
Exons: 8
Coding region: 45-1625 (526 amino acids)
Biological process (GO): proteolysis
Molecular function (GO): serine-type endopeptidase activity
Source: RefSeq, a predicted model, not a curated record